Molecule: messenger RNA, 575 nt
Organism: Macadamia integrifolia
Lineage: Eukaryota; Viridiplantae; Streptophyta; Magnoliopsida; Proteales; Proteaceae
Exons: 3
Coding region: 120-395 (91 amino acids)
Source: RefSeq, a predicted model, not a curated record
GGCGUUUUUAAAUAUGUAUAAAAUGGCAAGCCACGGCUCAGGGUUAAGACAGGUUCUGCAGUCUCCUUGUCGACCUUUGCGAGGCUGUGUUCAGAACUACCUUAGCAUUCCGUUCCCCAAUGGCUUCCUCCAGUGUUAAUCGUUGGAUAAGGCCUGAGGUCUACCCGUUGUUCGCGGCGGUUGGGGUUGCCGUGGGAAUCUGUGGAAUGCAAUUGUUCCGGAACAUCUACACUAACCCUGAAGUCAGGGUCAGCAAACAAAAUAGAGCUGCUGGAGUGUUGGACAAUCAUGCAGAGGGAGAAGUAUACGCUGAACACAGUUUGAGAAAGUUCGUUCGCAACAAGACCCCACAAAUAAUGCCUUCAAUUAACGAUUUCUUCAGCAACCCUAAAUGAAUCCAGCCAACAUUGAUAUGUAAUUCUUAAGUCUUCCCUAUUUUUUCAGGGUAGAACUAUUUUUUUAAUUUCCAUUCUCAUUACAUUUUGACUGGAGCUUGUUUUGAGUUUUGAACCUCGACAAUGUGAUUGAAUCCAUGUUUGAGUUGUGAAGGUAUAAUAACAUGAAUUUGUUUGAUA